This is a messenger RNA of Mastomys coucha (southern multimammate mouse), 1958 nucleotides long. It is a transcript of the gene F11r, whose product is annotated as F11 receptor. The coding region runs from base 103 to 1005 and encodes 300 amino acids. The transcript has 10 exons. Gene Ontology annotation, biological process: establishment of endothelial intestinal barrier; intestinal absorption; cell adhesion. Gene Ontology annotation, cellular component: bicellular tight junction. The record is from RefSeq and is a predicted model, not a curated record. Lineage: Eukaryota; Metazoa; Chordata; Mammalia; Rodentia; Muridae.
GGCCGGGCUUAACCUGGCUGCUAGAGUCCAGCCCAGGGCAGUGGAUCGCGAGGCUGUUCCCAUCGGAGUUGCGGCUCCUGUCGCGUCGGGAUUGUAACUGUAAUGGGCAUCGAGGGGAAAGCCGGGAGGAAACUGUUGUUUCUCUUCACUUCUAUGAUCCUGGGCUCUUUGGUACAAGGCAAGGGUUCGGUAUAUACUUCUCAAACUGACGUCCAAGUUCCCGAGAAUGAGCCUGUCAGAUUGGGCUGUACCUACUCUGGCUUCUCCUCCCCCCGAGUGGAAUGGAAGUUUGUUCAAGGUAGCACUACCGCGCUUGUGUGCUAUAACAGCCAGAUCACAGUUCCCUAUGCGGAUCGAGUCACCUUCUCAUCCAGUGGCAUCGCAUUCAGUUCUGUGACCCGGAAGGACAAUGGAGAGUAUACUUGCAUGGUCUCCGAGGAAGGUGGCCAGAACUACGGGGAGGUCAGCAUCCACCUCACUGUGCUUGUGCCUCCAUCCAAGCCUACAAUCAGUGUCCCCUCCUCUGUCACCAUUGGGAACAGGGCAGUGCUGACCUGCUCAGAACACGAUGGGUCCCCGCCCUCUGAGUAUUCCUGGUUUAAAGAUGGGAUGUCCAUGCUUACAGCAGACGCCAAGAAAACCCGUGCCUUCAUCAAUUCUUCAUAUACCAUCGAUCCAAAGUCAGGGGAUCUGAUCUUUGACCCUGUGACAGCCUUUGAUAGUGGUGAAUACUACUGCCAGGCCCACAAUGGGUAUGGGACAGCCAUGAGGUCAGAGGCUGUACGCAUGGAAGCUGUGGAGCUGAAUGUGGGGGGCAUCGUGGCGGCUGUCCUGGUAACGCUGAUCCUCCUUGGACUCUUGAUUUUUGGCAUCUGGUUUGCCUAUAGCCGUGGAUACUUUGAAAGAGCAAAGAAAGGGACGGCACCGGGUAAGAAGGUGAUUUACAGCCAGCCCAGUGCUCGAAGUGAAGGAGAAUUCAAACAGACCUCGUCAUUCCUGGUGUGACCUGCUGCAGCUCAUCCAAUGUCCACUUGCCUGACCCAGGUGCUACAGCGUUCCGGCCCCUGCUGGCUGUAGCUGCACAGGAUGCCUUCAAUGUCUUCUGGAACCCAUAGGGACCCCUUGCUUUUAUUCUAGCUAGAAACAUCAGCUACUUCCCUCUCCUCUUUCCCCGCCCUCCCUCCUUCCCUUGCCGCCAUUGGGUGGCCUGAGACUAGUUACAAAGUUUUCAUUCCCCAUUGUCAAUUGUGGGAUUGGACAGGAGUCCUAGGCCAGACAGUAAUCAUGAGUGGGCUGACAGGAACCCAAAACCAAUACCUGGCUCUAAAGGCCUCUGAAUAAGGACUUUAAGUCUAGCUCCCCAGCUUUCUCCUCCCCCGUUGGAGUGCCAGCAGCUCUAGAGUGGGAGGGGGGCUGGAGAAAGGAGGGGCUGAGGCAUUGGAUGGUGACCUCAGGUCUCUAGUCUCUGGAGCCUGCUCUUCUUGUCUUCACAAUAUGUGCCACUGGGAUUCUCCUGGAUACAAAGUAAACUGACACCAUGUCAGUACCAGGUGGGAGGGCUCAGUUAACUCCCAGGAGACUUGGAGUAAGAAAGAUUUAAAGAGAUCUUUAAAAAAAAAAAAAGACUGGAACUGGUGGCUGUUAGUCACUCUGCAUUUGGCUGGAACUACUGCACGGACCCUUUUAAGAUGUGUGUGGAUGUGUGUGAAUGGAGGAGAUAUGUGCUUUAUAGUCUUGGGCUCUGUGUUUUUUUUUGUGUGUGUGUGUGUGUGUGUGUGUGUGUGUGUGUGUGAGAGAGAGAGAGAGAGAGAGAGAGAGAGAGGGGGAGAGGGAGCGAGAGAUUAGUUGUAUAUUGAAAUUGUUAUAUAGAAGGGCUUUCUAGCUCUUUGGCAAGGUUGUGUUUCUGUGUGUUUAUUAUAUUUGACAGAUGUUGCUGGAAAUAAAAACUUAAUUUGACA